Molecule: messenger RNA, 3177 nt
Organism: Athene cunicularia (burrowing owl)
Lineage: Eukaryota; Metazoa; Chordata; Aves; Strigiformes; Strigidae
Gene: ROBO3
Product: roundabout guidance receptor 3
Exons: 22
Coding region: 1-3177 (1058 amino acids)
Biological process (GO): cell-cell adhesion; axon guidance
Cellular component (GO): plasma membrane; axon
Molecular function (GO): protein binding
Source: RefSeq, a predicted model, not a curated record
AUGGCGGGCCCGGGGGCCUUGCUGCCGAAGACGGUGCCGGCGCCCUCCAGCUGCUGGUACCGCGCCUCCACCAGCCGCUCGUUGCCCCAGACGGCGAUCAGUGCGUGGGAGGUGCUGCCCGACAAUACCCUGCGGAUCAACCGGCUGCGGGUGGAGGACGAGGGCACCUACACCUGUGUCGCCGACAACAGCGUGGGCAGGUCGGAGGCGUCGGGUACCCUCACGGUGCACGUGCCCCCCCAGCUCGUCACUGGGCCCCGCAACCAAACCGUCACCCCCGGCCAGAGCGUCACCUUCCAGUGCCAGAGCAAGGGCAACCCGCCGCCCGCUGUCUUCUGGCAGAAGGAGGGGAGCCAGACCCUGCUGUUCCCCGGCCAGCCCCCGCACCCCUCCAGCCGUUUUUCGGUGAGCCUCACCGGCGCCAUCACCAUCGCCGACGUGCGGCCCGCCGACGCCGGUUAUUACCAGUGCCAGGCCAUCAGCGUGGCCGGCAGCGUCCUGGCCAAGGCGCAGCUGGAGGUGGAAGGGGUGCCGGCUGAACACCAACCGCCGGUGAUCCGCCGGGGUCCCGCUAACCGGACGGUGCUGCCGGUGGGGGCCACGGCACAGUUACCAUGCUGGGUGGGGGGUGGUGACCCCCCCACCAGCGUGGGGUGGUUGAAGGAUGGGAGCACCUUGGUGGGUGCCCAGCCCCGCGCCAGCCUGCUGGAGAACGGCACCCUGCAGAUCACCAGCCUCCGGGUGACGGACUCUGGCCACUAUGAGUGCGUGGCCACCAGCCCGGCAGGCAGGACCCACUGGGGUGGCUCCCUGGAGGUGCAAGGUGACGGAUCCGACCUUUCCCCGCCUUCCCCCGAGCCUGGUGUCCUCCCGGGGCCACCCUCCACCCCCGUGGUCACCAACGUCACCCAAAGCAGCGUCACCCUGAGCUGGAAAAGGAACGAGGACAGCGGUGCCACCCAUGUCACCUCCUACAUCGUGGAGGCCUUCAGCCAGGUGGCAGGUGGCCCAUGGCAGACGGUGGCAGCCGAUGUGGAGGGGGAGACCCACACGGUGAGCGGCCUUGUCCCCGACACCGUCUACCUCUUCUUGGUGCGGGCAGUCAACGCCUAUGGCCUCAGCGACCCCAGCGGCAUCUCGGAGCCCGUGCGCACCCAAGAAGCCACCCCGACGCAGCCAGGGCUGGACCCAGAGCAGGUGCAGCGGGAGCUGGCACAAGUGGCUGUGCACUUACAGGAACCCGUGGUGCUGCCGCCGGGCGCUGUCCGUCUCUCCUGGACUGUGGAGCACCAAGCACCCUUCGUUCAGGGCUACCGGGUGCUGUACCGGCAGCGCGGCGGGCGCUGGGAGGAGGCACGGGCAGUGCAGGCGCCAGGGGAGCGAGGGGCCUUGCUCACCGAGCUGCGCCGGGGCCAGGACUAUGAGGUCAAGGUCCGACCCUACUUCCAUCACCUCCACGGCCCUGACAGUGCCGUGCGUGCCCUGCGCACCCCUGAGGCGGCACCCAGUGCCCCUCCACAAGCCGUCAGAGUGGCCAGUAACGGCACCAGUGUCCACAUCUCGUGGCAGCCACCACCGCCAGCUGAGCAGAAUGGUGUCAUCCGUGAUUACCGGAUUUGGUGCUUGGGCAACGAGAGCCGCUUCCACAUCAACCAGAGCGUGGAGGGGACGGUGCUGGCGACAGUGCUGCAGGGCCUGGUCCCUGGUGUCCCUUACCAUGCCGAAGUCGCCGCUGCCACCGGUGCCGGUGUGGGUGCCCGCAGUGCCCCCGUCCCCAUCCGCAUCGCUCCCCCGGCAGAGCGGGAUGUGGGGCUGGCGGGCGGGAGCAGUGUGGCCGAGCGUUUGGCCGAGGUGGCCAGGCAGCCGGCCUUCAUCGCCGGUGUUGGCGGCGCUUGUUGGGUCAUCCUCGCUGCCUUCGCCGCUUGGCUCUAUGGCCGCCGCCGGAGGAAGAAGGAGCUCAGCCACUUCACCGCAUCCUUUGCCUACACACCCACGGGUAAGCCCAUAGGUGCUGCAGGGACCCGGCGCGGCCCCUCGCUGCCCUCACCCCCACCUCUUUCCACAGUUGCCUUCCCGGCUCCAGCUCGUGGCAGCCCCAGGGCAGCUGCCGGUGGUGGUUACCCAUGGCUGGCGGACACAUGGCGUGGUGGGGGCACAGCCGGUGCCUCCGGUUGUUUGGGGACUGCUGAGAGAUACUACAACGAUGCCGGCAUCACCCGUUACAUCGCCCAGACAGAGCAAUUUGGGGUGGGGGCCGGCGAGGGGCCAGUUUACAGCACCAUCGAGGUGGGCAGCGAGGACCUCUGCACCUUCCCCCGUCCCUUCUCCCAGCAUGGGACCCCCUACACUGGGGGGGGGAAAAAGCUGGGGCAAGCAGUGAAACCACCAGUGGUGAGUUGGACGGAGCUGCUGCCCCCGCCGCCCUCAGCCAGUGAGCUCAGCCGCUGCACCCAGGAGGAGGAGGAGGAAGAGGAGGAUGAAGAGGAAGAGGCAGCCAGAGGGUUGGGGACAGAGGAGUGGUACCCCGGUGAGAAUAUCCCCUGUGCCACCGCCGCAUCCUCACCCACUGCCUCCUCUGGCUGCCGGUCCACUGCCACGUUGACGCCAUCACCCCAUGCCACCGAGGACAUCCCCCGCCUCCAUGACUUUGAUAGCCCCCGCCUGCCCCGGAGACCCCCCCAUGGCACCAUCACCCCUCCACGGGCAUCCAGCCCCUCACUGAGUCCAGAUGUCAGCGAGGGCCACCUGCCCCGAGCCCACCGCCCCACCGGCACAGGGAAAAACCGUGGGGAGACCCCAAAGAGUCGCCCGAAGCCCAAAUGCAGCCGCUACCGCCGGGAAAAGCAGCCAGGAGACUUGCCGCCACCGCCACUGCCGCCACCGGGUGAGAGCCCUGGCCCCUCACCGGAGCGGCAGCCGUGUGGGGUCGAGCGCAAGGUCACCCAUCGCCCAGCCCUCGGCGAAGAGGAUAUUCCUUACAGCAAACCCUCCUGCCUGCCCCGGGGGCAGGUGUCCGGCAGCUGCUCCACGACGGGCAGUGUUUCAUCUCGUGGCUCCACCGGGUCCCGCGGCCACGGCUCGGGGCGCAGCCGGAUGCCGGGGGACCGUGGUGAAGGGACCAGCCAUCGCCGCCGCCCGGGUCCCCCGUUUCCCUGCCCGUCGCAGGAGAAGCGAUGA